AUGACGGACGUUGAACAGUGGCUCGCGAACGCCAACGAGGCGAUUCACAUCAGCCUUGUGUCCCCCUCCGAAUCUGGUCUUCAGCAUGUUGCGACCUUCAACCCCCGACACACUUACUCGAUUUUUGGCGAGGAGGAGCAGAUUUUCGGGUACAAGGAUCUUAAAAUCAACCUUCGAUAUCGGGCCAACGAUAUGCGACCGCACCUGAAGACGUCUUACAGCAAGAAAUUCAAUGCAGUCGGCGGACCUGAGCCGACAGAUGUGGCAGCUAUCCUCGAGGAGGGUAACCAUCUGCCCAAGAUUGCCUUUGCUAAAUCAAGCGAUUUUGAGGAAAGCUCUAAGCUACUGGCCGACGACUGGACACCACCAGGAAAACUACACACAACUUUCGAUAGCCCCGAUGGUCAAUACGAGAUCUGGCGCGGAAACCUUGCCGAUCCAGCUAUCAAGCAGCUCAACUCCCGCCUGCAACUAUUUGUACCUCUCUUUAUUGAAGGAGGGACCUAUAUUGGCCAGGAUCCUGAAGGGGAGUCAACCGAACUCGACCUAUCUGAUGCGGACCGUUGGACUUUCUUCGCCCUGUAUCAAAAGCGCAAGGUGGGGGACAAGACUACAUAUGUGUUUGUCGGCUACUCGACUGUCUAUCGUUUCUACUAUUUCCAGCCUCCCACCCCACCAGCAUCACCACGAAACGACGAGUGGGAGUUGCCCAAUGGUAACAUGGACCUUGGUGAGCUCCCUUCCAGGGCAAGGUUGUCGCAAUUCGUCAUUCUGCCUCCAUUCCAAGGCAAGGGCAACGGAGCGCGACUCUACAAGACUAUUUUCGAGCAUUACCACAAGAUUCCACAGACUUAUGAAUUUACCGUCGAAGACCCCAACGAAGCAUUUGACGAUUUGAGAGAUAUCUGUGACCUGCAAUUUCUCCGAAAGAUGCCCGAAUUCAACAAUUUGCGAGUUGACACAGAUGUCGCCAUUCCUAAGAAGGGCACACUCCCCAAGCUGAUUGUCAACAGCGAUAAGCUCGAGACGAUCCGCCUUGAGGCCAAAAUCGCUCCACGCCAGUUUGGAAGAGUCCUCGAGAUGCACCUCAUGUCUCAACUCCCUCUAUCAGUACGACCAACCAUGGCGUUUGACGAAGACAAACCGGCUGCGUCAAAGGCCGAUCAACAUCAAGCCAAAGUAUGGAGUUUGAUCGUGAAGCAACGGCUGUACCGCCACAACAAGGACCUCCUUUCUCAGAUCGAACCUAGUGAACGUGUGGAAAAGCUCGAUGAUACCCUACAUGGUGUUGGCCUCGAGUAUGCACGCAUCCUGGCUGCUGUUGAUCGUUCAGAUCAGCACACUCAAGGCCAGGCAACAGCUAACGGCAAGCGAAAGCUGGAUGUUGAGGAUGGUGCGGGGGGUUCUGGUAGCAAGAAGGCUCGAGUGGAAGACGCCUGA
Fusarium coffeatum is the source of this 1440-nucleotide messenger RNA. RefSeq lists its product as uncharacterized. Gene Ontology annotation, molecular function: histone H4 acetyltransferase activity; histone binding. Gene Ontology annotation, biological process: subtelomeric heterochromatin formation. The record is from RefSeq and is a predicted model, not a curated record. The coding region runs from base 1 to 1440 and encodes 479 amino acids. Gene Ontology annotation, cellular component: nucleus. The transcript is spliced from 3 exons. Lineage: Eukaryota; Fungi; Ascomycota; Sordariomycetes; Hypocreales; Nectriaceae.